Molecule: messenger RNA, 408 nt
Organism: Lactuca saligna
Lineage: Eukaryota; Viridiplantae; Streptophyta; Magnoliopsida; Asterales; Asteraceae
Source: the annotation of a GenBank genome assembly
AUGUUUGCUUCCCUUCCAAGAUUUUCAAAACCGGAAAUCCCUACCCUUAUGAAUCGUUCAUUGCCAACUGAAGUGGAUAGGUUUGUGAGUCCACCCAAUUCUUAUUCUAAUGUUGUUACAAGUGCUCUAAAAGAUAAACUCGGUUUUGAUAAGGUUGAUGACAUAAUUCAUAUCACUUCUUGGGAUUUCAUUGUUGAAAUAAGCAAGCAUGCUUGUUUAGUCAAAGCUAGGGAUUUCCUGACUUUGCCUAACUUAUGGAUGUUAUGUUUUGAUGAAGGGUUUGAAGAUUUUGAUAUCCGAUAUGUUAGUGAUUUUUGGGCUAUGUUAGGAUUUAGGCAUAAAGAAGCUUGCAGGAAUUUCUUGGCAAGCGAUGUUAUGGAUCAUUGGAUGGUUGAAAAACGCCCUUAG